CAAGCUCGCCGCAUUUGCUCGAUGGGUCGGCAGGUGACGAUUGUCUACGGGAAGCAGUCGGCGCAGCUGUCGAUCGACAAUGACGCAGCGCUGCCGGUGGCCGAGCUCAAGGCGCGCAUCGAGCCGCUCUUUGGGGUCCCGGCGCCGGCGCAGAAGCUGCUCUGUCGAGGCAAGGAGCUCAAGACAGGCGCGACACUGGACCUCAGCACGCUGCCAGCAACGGCCAAGAUCAUGCUUCUUGGGCAGUCUAGUGCAGCGCCACGCGCACCAGCUACUGCGCCAACGUCGGAAGAGGCGCCCGCGCCCAUCGCACCCGCAGCAGCACCGCCCGCCAUUGUCCUUCUCGACAACCAACUUCAGGUCGACGUUGUGCGAGGCAAGGAGCGCUGGUCGUUCGCGAUGGACCAAAGCGCCGACAUGGCCUGCGUCAAGCUGCGAGUGGAAGAGGCGACGGGCGUACCGAUGGCGCGCCAGCGGCUGCUAAGUCGCGGCAAGUACCCCGACAACAGCACGGGAAUUGCGUCCCUUGCCGCCCGCGGUAAGGCCACCUUCAUGUUACUCUACGACGAGCUGCAGCACACGCACAUGGACAUCGACCGCAUGACGACCGAGAUGGAGGUCGAGCGGGCGGCCUAUGCGGUUCAACUGCGCGAGCUCCACGCCAAAGUCGCGCGCAAUUUCUUUGAUCCAGCCGACCUGAACCUCACGCUCGCGCAUCUCCUCGACCAAGUCGAGAUUCUGCUCAACAAUGCUGAGAUCGCUCUCGAGACCAAGUCGUCACCGGCGCUAGUGGCCGUGCAUGAAGCCACGACGGUGCUGCGCCAGGACAUUGAGGCCCUUAUCUUGGACAGCGACCGGCCCACCUUCCACUUGCCACGGCCAGCGCCGCCCGGGUUCUUGGCUUCAAACUCGGCGACCGCAGCCUUGAGCGCGUCGAUCUAA
Saprolegnia diclina VS20 is the source of this 942-nucleotide messenger RNA. RefSeq lists its product as hypothetical. NCBI's taxonomy places the organism in Eukaryota, Oomycota, Saprolegniomycetes, Saprolegniales, Saprolegniaceae. Gene Ontology annotation, molecular function: cadherin binding; RNA binding. The record is from RefSeq and is a predicted model, not a curated record. The transcript is spliced from 2 exons. The coding region runs from base 22 to 942 and encodes 306 amino acids.